Molecule: messenger RNA, 807 nt
Organism: Closterium sp. Yama58-4
Lineage: Eukaryota; Viridiplantae; Streptophyta; Zygnematophyceae; Desmidiales; Closteriaceae
Source: the annotation of a GenBank genome assembly
AUGUCGUCCAUUCUCGAGCAGCACAACGUGCGAUUAAUCGGCUCCGGCGCGCAGCUCGUAGUCCUCGGCCAUGGCUUCGGCACGGACCAAUCCGUAUGGCAGCACAUCGUACCGCACCUCCUAGACGACUACCGCCUGCUCCUCUUCGACCUCAUGGGCGCGGGUUCCACCAAUCCCGACAACUUCUCCUUCGCGCGUUACUCCACGCUCCACGCGUACGCGGACGACCUGCUAGCGAUUCUCGACGAGUUAGACGUGCAGGAGUGCUGCUACGUGGGGCACAGCGUGUCCGGCAUGAUCGGGUGCAUCGCCGCCAUUGAACGGCCCGAUGUGUUCAAGAAGCUCGUGCUCCUCGGCGCGUCGCCUAGGUACCUGAACGACGGCGACUACUUCGGCGGGUUCGAGCAGGAGGAUCUGAACCAGCUGUUCCUCGCCAUGCAGAGCAACUUCCGCGCGUGGGUGUCGGGCUUCGCGCCGCUCGCGGUGGGGUCGGACAUCGACGCGCCCGCCGUGCAGGAGUUCAGCCGCACCUUCUUCUGCAUCCGCCCCGACAUCGCGCUCUCCGUCGCCAAGACGAUUUUCCAAUCGGAUAUGCGCGCGAUUCUCCCACAGGUGCGAGUCCCAUGUCACAUCCUGCAGUCCAGCAAGGACCUAGCAGUGCCGGUCAUGGUAUCAGAGUACAUGCACCUGCACCUGGGCGGCAAGAGCGUUGUCGAGAUCUUCCCCACACACGGCCACCUGCCGCAGCUCUCCACUCCCGAGAUUGUCAUUCCCGCUCUCAAACGCCACCUAAGAGGGAACCUCUAA